Messenger RNA from Mucor velutinosus, 570 nucleotides. It is a transcript of the gene UTP20, whose product is annotated as U3 snoRNP protein. The transcript has 2 exons. NCBI's taxonomy places the organism in Eukaryota, Fungi, Mucoromycota, Mucoromycetes, Mucorales, Mucoraceae. The coding region runs from base 1 to 570 and encodes 189 amino acids. The record is from RefSeq and is a predicted model, not a curated record. Gene Ontology annotation, molecular function: calcium ion binding.
AUGACCUCGAACCGACUAAGUCUCGGUAGCCACUUUCUAAGCAGUAAGAAAAAGACGGAUUUAUCAGAUCUAUUCACAAGCUUCGACAAGGACAACGAUGGAAAAAUCUCUCACUCGGAACUGGAAGACAUGUUACAAUCAGCUGGAAUAAAAUCGUCCAUGUUGAAAGACUAUCAUCCAAAUGAAAAAGAAGGGACUGCUGGAGGCGAUGGAUUGGAUUUCGAAGAAUUUGCCAAAUUGAUGAGACCGACACUAUCAGACCCACAUCGACUUACAAGUAAACAAUUGGAACUAAAAGAAGCCUUUGAUGCGUUUGAUAAAGAUGGCGAUGGAUUUAUAAAUGUGUCUGAAUUACAAGCCAUGAUGGAGAAAUUGGGUGACAAGUUGACGCUACAAGAAGCAAACGAAUUGAUUGACGAAGUGGAUCUGGACAAGGACGGUGUGGUGAAUUUCAACGAAUUCUGUAUUAUGAUGGGUGUUCAACAACCUAUGGUGAUGAAAAAGAGGUCAGCAUGUCCGCAUCAUCAGCAUAGCUCUUCAUUAAGAAGAUUCUUUUGCAGCCACAAAUAA